This is a messenger RNA of Cantharellus anzutake, 2198 nucleotides long. Its product is annotated as P-loop containing nucleoside triphosphate hydrolase protein. Bases 1 to 1749 code for a protein of 582 amino acids. The record is from RefSeq and is a predicted model, not a curated record. Gene Ontology annotation, biological process: pyrimidine nucleobase biosynthetic process; CTP biosynthetic process. Gene Ontology annotation, cellular component: cytoophidium; cytoplasm. Gene Ontology annotation, molecular function: CTP synthase activity; identical protein binding. NCBI's taxonomy places the organism in Eukaryota, Fungi, Basidiomycota, Agaricomycetes, Cantharellales, Hydnaceae. The transcript has 12 exons.
AUGACGAGGUACAUCGUAGUUUCGGGAGGAGUGAUCAGUGGAAUUGGGAAGGGCGUUAUUGAUGCCGGCACGAUGGCCCCGACUGAACAUGGGGAGGUGUACGUUCUCAACGAUGGAGGGGAAGUCGACCUGGACCUUGGGAAUUAUGAGCGCUACCUCGACGUGACGUUAUCGCGCGAUAACAACAUUACGACAGGUAAAAUUUAUCGGGAAGUAAUUGAGAAGGAGCGCCGAGGAGAUUAUUUAGGCAAGACAGUUCAAAUUGUUCCUCAUGUUACGAAUGGGAUUCAAGAUUGGAUCGAGCGAGUGUCCAAAGUUCCGGUCGAUAGCACAGGUGAGGAGCCGGAUGUCUGCAUCAUAGAGCUAGGUGGCACAGUCGGCGACAUAGAAUCUGCUCCAUUUAUUGAGGCCAUGCGCCAAUUCCAGUUCCGAGUGGGCACGGAGAACUUCGCUCUCAUUCAUGUCUCACUUGUUGUAGAUAUGCAUGGAGAGCAGAAAACGAAGCCCACCCAGUCGACUGUUCGUGACCUGCGUGGUUUAGGUCUGUUACCUGAUCUGGUCGCUUGCCGAGUGCAAGGGCGUGAGCCAUUAGACACUGCAACUAAGGCGAAAAUAUCCAUGUUUUGCCAUGUUGCUCAGGAUCAAGUGCUCAGCAUCCACGAUGUGUCAUCUGUCUAUCAUGUCCCCCUCCUGCUCAAGUCUCAAGGGCUUGUCGAGUUUCUCCAACGACGGCUCAACCUUGCUUCAGUCACCGUUUCCCUUUCUUUAAAAGCCAACGGGGAAGAUCUCCACACUCGUUGGAGAGCAAUGACCAGGACUCAGGAACGGUUAUUCGAGUCUGUCAACAUUGUGCUAGUCGGGAAAUACACUUCUCUCAAAGACUCAUACAUGAGUGUUGUGAAGUCAUUAGAGCAUUCAGCAUUCCGUUGCAACCGCAAACUGAUACUAGAGUGGGUGGAUUCGUCGGAUCUGGAGCCGCACGCAUUAGAGUCAUCGCCUGUGCGGUAUCAUGAUGCCUGGCGAGCAUUGGUCUCCGCUCAAGGCGUCCUUGUUCCAGGAGGUUUUGGUGAACGAGGCACCGAAGGGAUGAUCCUCGCGGCGAAAUGGGCUCGAGAGCAAUCAAAACCUUUUCUUGGUAUUUGUCUCGGGUUCCAGAUCGCCGUUAUUGAGUGGGCGCGCAACGUCUGCGGUUGGGUUGGUGCCAACUCCGAGGAGUUGGAUCCUCGUUCAUCAGAUCAUGUCAUCGUGUUCAUGCCUGAGAUAUCUAAGACUCACCUUGGCGGAACGAUGCGACUUGGACUACGUCCGACGAUUUUCAAUGAAGGCACGGAAACUUGGAGUAAAAUGCGCAAGCUGUAUGGUGGCGCAAAGAUUAUUUGGGAGAGGCAUCGUCACAGGUAUGAAGUAGGCCCUGCAUAUGUAGAGCGACUGGAGAAAAGCGGGAUGAACUUCAUCGGUCGGGAUGAGAAGGGCGAGCGCAUGCAAGUCUUCGAACUACAAGAUCAUCCAUUCUACGUAGGACUGCAAGCGCAUCCAGAAUUUUGCACCAGACCUCUGAAUCCCUCUCCUCCAUUCUUGGGUUUCGUUGCGGCUGCGUCAUCGGUUCUAGAGGAAAUACUUUCUGAACAGAAGAACUACAGAUCACCCCACCCGAAGUCGGCGAUGGUAUUUCCCGACACACUCGGUGCUUCAAAACCUGCUGAUGAGUUGAAAGCACCGACCAACGGCGUGGUGGUGAAUGGCCACUAAACGGCUGUUCAUCGAACUAGCACAACACAAACAAAACUUCCCCGGGACAAUGGAAUAAACAGCCGCGGAUUGGCUAUGUUUAUAGAGUGAAGUGCUUGUAUUUAGUGGUUUCAGUGUGCCAUCAAUGCUUCGGGUUGACUAGUACCAGUGUUACCUAAACCACAGUACUUUUGACCGAUGUUGCAUUUAUCAAAGCGAUUGCUACGUAAGCAGCCUCGCAAGCAGGACUCCAGCCUCUGACUUCGUCCAGAUAUCCAUGCAUGAGAGACAUUACUGCACAUCAGGUCACUUGUUCUGAAAUCUCCACUCCGUAUCGGGUCCUGCAGAUGUUCGGCUUCACUUUGAAUACCCCCGAUCUUCCUGCAUUUGCAUUCUCUGGGGUGCUCUUAACGAGACGGGAAAAUCUGACCAUUGUUGAUCGCAGUAUUAUUGAGCGAUUAAUUGCAACG